AUGCCGUCCACCACCACGGAGGGUUGGGGGGAAGGAAUGCCGUCCACCACCACGGAGGGUUGGGGGGAAGGAAUGCCGUCCACCACCACGGAGGGUUGGGGUCCACCAAAACUUCUGGAGAUCGUCAACACAAUUUUCGGCCCCGCCCUCAUUGGACGUGACCCCACCGAGCCAAUGGUCAUCUGGAAAGAGCUUCAAAUCCUCGCGGCUUCCACCUUUGGUCCAGACGCGUUAUUCCACGAGAAACAGGUAUCUAUCGCUGCAAUCAGCGCAAUUGAUAUUGCGCUGUGGGAUAUCAGUGGAAAAGCCAAAGGACAGCCAGUCCAUAAGCUACUGAGCAAUGUUGUCCGAUCCAAGAUAAAGGUCUGUGUAGACAUCUCACUUGAUUCUCGUUGGGAACGACGCUUUUCCUCCGAUUCUGCCUGGCAGCCAGGCUCUCCUGUUCCACAACCAGAGGCACAGUUCCUGCUCGAUCUGGGCUUUGAUACCUUCGAGAUCUCACUCUUUGGCCCACUUGAAAAAGAUAUGCGAAUAGUCCGAGCGACUCGCGGCGCAUUUGGCAGGCAGGCAAGCAUUGUCGUGAAGAACCGCACUUUGAGGGCACCAGCGGAAGAGUUAGUUUGGGCAAUGUCAACCGCAAGAGUUUCGCUUUUGGUUGAUAACCCGGCAAAAUACUCUGAAGACAGUCCAAGUCUCUCGGUGCCUGUGGCCUGGGGCGGAUGGGCAUGGGACGGAAAGGACCUUUGCAAUGGCAUGGCUGGAGGCGAUGUUGACAUCCUUCAACCAAACAUCAUCUUGUGCGGGGGCUUUACUGCUUUGCUUCAAAUCCUAACUAUUGCUAAAUCCCACGAUAUGCUUGUUAUGCCAUCCUGCGACACGCGCCACGGCUCAGGGAUUGCUCUGGCGGCUACGAUCCAGGCUUCUGCCGCUGUUCCGUGGAAGUCAAUGGAGGCCGGCCAAGAACCAAACCCGAAAGAGCCCAUGAUCAGUCUUUCGCCAGAUAUUUUGGAUGUUCGGAACCAAUUCCUCGUUCAAAAUAUUGAUGGUUCGGGCGGAUAUCUACACGUACCUGAGGGGCCGGGAUUGGGAUCAACUGUUGACGAGCAAGCCUUGAGCCGAAUGGCCAUCCAAUGA
Penicillium mononematosum is the source of this 1134-nucleotide messenger RNA. RefSeq names its product mandelate racemase/muconate lactonizing enzyme family protein. Bases 1 to 1134 code for a protein of 377 amino acids. The record is from RefSeq and is a predicted model, not a curated record. NCBI's taxonomy places the organism in Eukaryota, Fungi, Ascomycota, Eurotiomycetes, Eurotiales, Aspergillaceae. The transcript has a single exon.